This is a messenger RNA of Parastagonospora nodorum SN15, 498 nucleotides long. RefSeq lists its product as hypothetical. Bases 1 to 498 code for a protein of 165 amino acids. Gene Ontology annotation, biological process: protein folding; protein peptidyl-prolyl isomerization. Lineage: Eukaryota; Fungi; Ascomycota; Dothideomycetes; Pleosporales; Phaeosphaeriaceae. The transcript has 2 exons. Gene Ontology annotation, cellular component: catalytic step 2 spliceosome. Gene Ontology annotation, molecular function: peptidyl-prolyl cis-trans isomerase activity. The record is from RefSeq and is a predicted model, not a curated record.
AUGUCUGUUACUCUGCACACCUCACGCGGUGACAUCAAGCUCGAAAUCUUCUGCGAAACCGUGCCCAAGACCGCCGAGAACUUUCUCGCCCUGUGCGCCUCCGGCUUCUACAAUGCCAGUCCCUUCCACCGCCUGAUACCAAACUUCAUGGUGCAGACCGGUAGCCCGGCGUCAGACUCAAAAUCCAAGACAUCCACCUCCAUCUAUGACACGCCGAAUCAGCUGUUCGAAGACGAGAUCCGCCCCGCGCUGAGACACAAUGCGCGCGGCAUAGUCAGCAUGGCGAACAAAGGACCGAAUUCAAAUGGCUCGCAGUUCUUUAUUACCUUUGCGCCCGCGCCGCAUCUGGAUGGAAAGAACACCGUCUUUGGAAAGUUGCUCGAGGGCGACGAAGUGCUGGACGACAUGGAGAAGAUUGCCGUGGACAAAAAAUCAAGGCCGCAAGAGCGCGUCGAGAUCAAGAGCGUUACAAUACAUGCGAAUCCGUUAGCUGGGUGA